Limulus polyphemus (Atlantic horseshoe crab) is the source of this 859-nucleotide messenger RNA. Its product is annotated as histone H2A.V. Gene Ontology annotation, molecular function: protein heterodimerization activity; structural constituent of chromatin; DNA binding. The record is from RefSeq and is a predicted model, not a curated record. The coding region runs from base 104 to 490 and encodes 128 amino acids. Gene Ontology annotation, cellular component: nucleosome. Lineage: Eukaryota; Metazoa; Arthropoda; Merostomata; Xiphosura; Limulidae. The transcript is spliced from 5 exons.
AUUUGCAGAAUGGCUGAAAAGCGUCGCUGUCGAAUGGCGAGACUUCAGUUGAGUUAAUCAUAUCUGGUAGUGAGUGAGAUAAAGCUGCUUUAAACAAAUAAUCAUGGCUGGAGGAAAAGCGGGAAAAGAUUCUGGAAAAGCCAAAGCUAAAGCUGUUUCUCGUUCAGCAAGAGCAGGUUUGCAGUUUCCAGUUGGUAGGAUUCACCGCCAUCUUAAGAGCAGGACAACCAGUCAUGGACGUGUAGGAGCCACUGCUGCAGUUUAUAGUGCGGCCAUCCUUGAAUACUUGACAGCAGAGGUUUUAGAAUUAGCUGGAAAUGCAAGUAAAGAUCUCAAAGUAAAGAGAAUAACUCCAAGACAUCUUCAGUUGGCCAUUAGAGGAGAUGAAGAAUUGGACUCCCUUAUUAAAGCAACAAUUGCUGGUGGUGGUGUUAUUCCCCAUAUCCACAAGUCCCUUAUUGGCAAGAAAGGAUCUCAGAAAACAACUUAGGCAUUUUACAUGCACAACAACUGUUUUAUGUUUACUUGUAUUGUUUGCAUGUUAUCAUUAUUAUUCAUCUAGUUUCAUUAUACAGCAUACUUUUCAGUAUUUUUGGAUAAUGGUUAUUAUGACUUGUACCUGCACAACCCUUUCUAUACUCAUAGUUCAUAUUCAAAGUGUAAAGACGUUUUGCAUAUGUCAUCAUCCAUCACUUUUCUAACUAGUGUAAUUUACAGUGGGACAUAAUUUUGUUUGUUUGUGUUCACGGCUCAAAUUUUUGUGGAUCAUAUAAAUCGGUUCUUGUUUUGUUAAACAAAUGUUUAGGUAUUCAGUGUAGAUUUGUUACUUUAGAAAAAUAAUAACAAAUUUGAAUUGUGA